Xylaria bambusicola is the source of this 1960-nucleotide messenger RNA. RefSeq lists its product as uncharacterized. The transcript has a single exon. Bases 481 to 1746 code for a protein of 421 amino acids. The record is from RefSeq and is a predicted model, not a curated record. NCBI's taxonomy places the organism in Eukaryota, Fungi, Ascomycota, Sordariomycetes, Xylariales, Xylariaceae.
AGCGAUGGCCUUGUAACCAGCUGUAUUCAUUAAGUCUGGGCUAUUUUAUUACAGAAACCGCGUCUUGGACUAAUCGAAUAAGUAUAGAUUUGGUACCAUCACUAACACUAUUUUCUCAGAAUGCAUUCUUGAACGGGUUUUGGCUGACCACCCACUCCGGGCUGCCGUUACUAUCGCUUGUUCGUCGCUCGGCGCCACUUGGUCAAUCAACUUGGCAGCACCCACCUUUCGGUGCCAUGGAUGAGCACGCUAUGACUUCUACGACACCGAGACACCAUGGAACACAACGAAGCAAUGUGGGGUACCUGUCUUGACAGCGAUAUAAUAAGCACUGUUCUCCCUUCUCAAAGAUAUGCGUUGCGCGAAUCGCUAUAACAAUGAGUGAAUGAGUUAGUAACUCUGUCAUAAGGAGGUUAUUUGUCAGACUCAUUUCGCGUACUGCUGCUACCAAGCAUAGAGUGGUAUAGGAAUACUGGAAUCAUGUUUCUCUUCCGCUGGCGCGCUGGCGCCAGGAAUGAGGCGCAAGCAAACGUAGAUAGCAAUUUGGCGCCUCCUUCGUACGAAGACAGCCAAGAUGCUUCUCUACGGGAAGUGUUGCAGGGCGCAAGAGCAGUCUUACCACUAUUGUGGCCCUCAGCAUCUGAUUCCCUGUCAACACCCUCAACAACAUCCUACGCGCCGUCUUCAUCAGAAUCGACCAAUGAGUACCAGAGUAUAGCGCCAGAUACGAAACUCAGAACGGAGAAAAGUGGACAGGAUACUGAAAGCACACGGGGAAAUCCAGCUCACGAAGAAAAUGCAAUAAUCGAGGUCCUCGCAAAUCUCGCCAUAGUAUCAUGUGACGGCCGCCCAUUUCUAGACCGCAUACGGCAGUUCUCAGACUUCUACUUCACGCCAUAUACAAGCGAGGACGAAUGCACCCGCGAUGAGCCCGUCCCUCUGCCAGAACGGCAGCGCAUAAUUCUCCAGAAUAUCAAUGCGCCGCGCGAGAGCGCGGCCCUCGUGCUCUGCGCGCGGGUGCUAGAGGAGUAUUACGCCAAGUUAAGACGCGUGGACACCACAAGAGAAUUCCCAGUCUCGACCUCACAGGGGGUCUGCUCAGGGCACCAGAAAGAGAAACCAAGGAGUAGCAGUAAUGCAACAGAAGAGAGCAGCGGAGAAUCACCUUCAUCCCCAGGUUUGAAAACACGACUUACCCAGAUCGCGCCAUGCUCAACAAGCGAAUGCACGUGCAGCGACUUCGACGAAGCAAUUCCAACUCAAACCCCCGACGACUCCAAGCCGCCCCUCUGCAGCUGCGGCCACCCGCGAACAUCGCACUCUGAAUCCGCCGGCGCAGAGGGUCUAUCGCGUCUGCUGCGGCACUACACAAACUGGGACAGCGGGACCUACGCAGCGCUCAGGCACCGGGCGAUAACAGGCCGACGCAAGGGCCAAGUAGCCGAGAUCCACGCGUGCAGCGCCAAAGAUUGCGCAUGUCGGGACUACGACAAAUGGUCGUACACGGCGCUAUGCGCACGUUGCGGACAUCACAACGUCUUCCAUCUCUCUCUAAGAGAAACGCAGAAGCUAGAAGAAGAAAAAGAAGGCAAGCGGCGGGGGAAGAGAAAAGGAAGGAGGGGUGGAGAUAAUGCUUCUGGUGCUGGUGGGAAAAUAGCGGACUGGGAGUUAAGUUGGAUACUGGUUGAGAACGCGUAUUCACUUCUUACUCGCAUCGUGCCGGUGUCACUGGAUGAGAAGCAGUGAGCUUGGUUCGCGUAAUGGUACCUUGUCCCAUGCAUCUCCAUUCGGAUUUCAAGGAAUCAACAAUGGGGGCGAGUAUUUAGUACUAUGUUUGUAGAGGUGUCCUAACUAACAGAUUUGCUGGCUGGCUUGUAAUUGCUCUAUAAACCCAUCGCGAGAUGUGUUACGCAGGCAGAAGAAGACAUGUAAGUAAAGUAGACCGUUUCAUCGCUGGUUC